Molecule: messenger RNA, 497 nt
Organism: Thermothielavioides terrestris NRRL 8126
Lineage: Eukaryota; Fungi; Ascomycota; Sordariomycetes; Sordariales; Chaetomiaceae
Exons: 2
Coding region: 43-333 (96 amino acids)
Source: RefSeq, a predicted model, not a curated record
GAGAGCAGGACCGUUGUCUCUCAACACCACCAACGCCCCGCCAUGGCCAAGGACAGCGUGCCAUCCCUGCAGGCUCUUGAAAAGCCGGAGAGACUGCAGGAUCUGCUGAAGGAAGACCGCGGUGACGACUGUCUGUCGUGCAGGAUUAUCGGAGGCGGCGCCUUCCUCGGGCUGGCCGCGUACAGCUACCUCUCCGGGCAGUCGCAGCUCGAGAAGCAGCGGGCCAAGAUUCUGGCCAGCGGGUCACGGUUCGGCAUGCGGAGCCGGAGCCUGGCCAUCACGGGCAUCUCGCUGGGACUGGCCUGGCUCGGCAUCUGGAGGCUGGUCAAAUGAGCUGGCCGAGGGAAUUCUGAGAUGUGCGGCCAUAUGCGCCUUUCGCAGGACUCCCGGUGUCUCGAACCCUACGAUUGCAGGCAUGAGAGCCAUUUCCUCACUGUCCGAAGGGCGGCUUGCGGCAGGUGGCGAUGAGGAUGGACGGGAGGGAGCGAUGUACGAAC